GAAUUGGUUUUGAGGGUUAGGUUAGAGUUACAAAAUGGCGGCCCGGAGUGUGUUCGGUGCAGUUCCACCGGCGUUCUCCGGUUGAGCGGACGAUUCGUCUCACUGUCGCACACAGAGAGACCAGGCCCCCGAGGGACAUGGUGUUUGAGACUCUGGGCUUGCUGAUCACCAAGUCCUUCGAGAAUCUCGCCGCACCGGAAGCGACCAGGCGCGCUCAGCCGGCGACCAGCCGCCGCUUUAGCUCCGAGCGCCGCGGCCUCGACCUCGCACCUGCUGAUCCACGCGCAUCCACGCUUCGCCGCGCCCACAUCCGAGCGAGUCCUGCGGCCGCUGCCCCGGAGGUUUGAAAAAAUGGCCAAAAGAAUUGCUGAGAAGGAAUUGACAGAUAGGAACUGGGAUCAAGAAGAUGAAGCAGAAGAGGUGGGAACAUUCUCAGUGGCCAGUGAGGAAGUCUUGAAGAAUAGAGCCAUAAAGAAAGCAAAGCGUAGAAAUGUUGGAUUUGAAUCUGACGCUACUGGAGGCGCCUUUAAGGGCUUUAAAGGUUUGGUUGCACCGUCUGGAGGAGGGGCAUUUUCUGGAUUUGGCGCCGGUGUCAGUGCUGGACCGAGGCCUUUGGAAGGACUGUCGAAUGGAAACAGCAUAACCAGUGCCCCUGCCUUCUCCAGUGCAGGGGCCGCGACCGAGACCAAGGCCACCUUUGCAUCCAUUGCUGCCAAUGGCCCUACUUCUUUGGUCGAUAAAAAGAGUGCAAACCCCAAAACUAACGGGGACAGCCCGCAGCCCUGCUCCUCUGGCCUGACCUCCAGGGCAGCCCCCCACCGGAACGCCUACCACAAGCAGCUGGCAGCCUUGAACUGCUCCGUCCGGGACUGGAUAGCGAAGCACGUGAAUGCCAACCCGCUCUGCGACCUGACACCUGUCUUUAAAGACUACGAGAAGUACUUGGCAGGUAUUGAGGAGGAAGGCGGUGUGGGUGCCAGCGGCCCCGAGAGCGAGCCCAGCAAAGCACCAGCUGCAGCCCAGCCUCCCUCCCUGUUUGCUUCAGCGAAGGUACAGCAAGAGUCAACGUUUCUGUUUCACAGUAACAGACCCGAGGGGACGUCGGAAAAGAUGGAGGCUGGACCUGACAAGAAAGUCGACGCCCCCCUCGGAGCAACAAGUGCCUCGUUCAACUUCGGCAAGAAAAUCGAUAGUUCUGUUUUGGGCUCCUUGAACUCUGGCCCCGUGACUGGGUUUUCGUUUACUGCGGGAAACUCCAGUUUAUUUGGCAAAGAUGGUCCUCAGAGCAAACCGGCUUCUUCACCAUUUUCCACUAAACCGUUGGAGAGCCAAGCAGGUGGCGGCAGCAAUGACUGCAAAGGUGGAGAAGAAGAAGAAAGUGAUGAGCCGCCCAAAGUGGUAGUUACUGAGGUCAAAGAGGAAGAUGCUUUUUACUCCAAAAAGUGUAAACUAUUUUACAAGAAAGACAACGAAUUUAAAGAGAAGGGUGUAGGUACUCUGCAUUUAAAACCCACAGCGAAUCAGAAGACACAACUUCUGGUGCGGGCAGACACCAAUUUAGGCAACAUAUUGCUGAACGUUCUGAUCACACCCAACAUGCCGUGUAGCCGCACAGGAAAAAACAACGUGCUCAUUGUGUGCGUCCCAAACCCCCCCGUGGAUGAGAAGAACGCCUCCGUCCCGGUCACCAUGCUCAUUCGGGUGAAAACAAGCGAGGACGCAGACGAACUGCACAAACUUAUCCUGGAGAAGAAGGACGCCUGAGCUCGCUUCGACAGCGGAUCGUUGCCAAGCUGCUGCUUCCCACCUUCAACUUAGUUCUCUUCUCACUUGGACGCUCUAAGAACUUUUAGAUAACUUCAAACUUUUGCAAGGAAGAUAAAUAUGGCCAAUAAAACCUUUAAUGUUAAGUGUCAAGAAACUAUUCUCUCCCUUCCUGAGAACUGUCUAAUGUGUAAAAUACAUUUGAAAGAAAUUUUUGGAAAGAUUUUUAAUAUCCAUUUAUUAACCUGACCACAAGUGAUUUCUUAACGGACUGAAAUCAGGGUAGCGAUUAGAUUUCCCAAAGGCUCUUCCCAUCCUGGGUGUUUGGCGAGGCUUCCCGCCGGUGCCGGUCCGAGGAAACGCGCCAGAGGCGGUCGUCUCGCCGGUGGGCUCGGCUGACCUGAGGACAGCGCUCUUCCCGAGUGAGCCACGCUGCUGCCACGCUGUGCCAGAUGCUCCCCCCCCCUGCUCGCUUUUAUCUAGUGUGACCUGCAGCUGCGCUGUGAGUACCAACUUCACCUUCGGCAUCCGAGCCCUUGCCUUCCGCAGACGGUGGCAUCGCGCCCCGUAGCUGCUGUACUGUGAUUCGGGGACUGCUUUUUCAUUUAAAAGGAAACAAGUAGCUUGUUCUUUGGUCUUGUAGUUUUAUUCAGGAGGUGCUGUCACUUCACUGUCCCCCUCAUGACAUGGGACAGAGGGGGAUUGCCAGGAAUGAGGUUUAAAAGCACAAAUUUGGUAUUUUACAGUUUGUAAACCGUGGACAGUAAACCCCAUGAACAAGAAAGUUAAGUCCGAGUUAAACCACACCAGAAAAGGAGCGAAUAUGCUUUAUCUGUGCUGUGGCGAGCGCUACGGAUCUAAAACCUUACUGCUUAAUAAUGGGCUGUGGUCACCCCUGAGCCAUGUGUGUGAGCCAGGAAGCACGCACUCAGGUAGUGGAGGAGAAACUAUGUGCACGUGUUGUCUUGUACGUAGGCAGCAGGAAAUUCGGUUGUGAUCUGAAAUUUCCAUUUACUUUUUAAAGAGAUUAUUCGGUAUGUUCAUUUGGAAGGGAGCCAUGGUUUGCAGGAGAAUAUCUGUGUCAGUUCCCCACAGCUGUGAGGUACCCAACACCAGCAUGUUUGAAGAUUAGGCACAUGCUUAGAUGGAGAUUUUAAUGUGUAACGUCCAUUUUUCAUCCUUCAUGAGUCACUUCCUGCUGGUACCAGAUGACCUUGUGUAAAGGCUCAAAGUCAGUGCCUGAGGGCUCCCAGUUGGAUGUCCCAAUCUCCAGUACGGAAUGGCUUCUGACUUAGAGGAGAGGCUUCAAAAUAAUUGUGGAUAGUGUAGUUGCUAUUUAAAAAAAAACAAUUUUUAGAUGUCAAGGGGGUGAGCAGACUCAUGAUCAAGUAUGUUAACUGUUAAUUACCUGAAAUCAGUGUUUAUCAUGAGAUUCUCAUACUGCUCUUUUUUGCUUCCAGUGGGAGAAUUGGGCCUAGUGUGACUUCAGAUAAGUACAGGCAGAGAGCUGUGCUCGCACUAUUAAGGGGCGUGGUCAAACUCGGCUUGUUGGGAGACCUAGGGAGAGGUGGCAGUUACUUUUACAUCUGUUUAGAAUCGAGAUUAUUCAUGCACUUCGGUUACAGAUGGUUUAUAAUCAAGUGAUCAAUUCGGGUACAAUAAUGCAGCCCUGCCCUGUCCACGUUAGGGUUAUCCAGCUGUGAGGAUGAGGAAAUACAGGGGAUCAAAUUGCAAUGUGACAGCUUAGCCACGAGCUCCCACGGUCGCGGCGGGAAUAGAAAUCUCAGGCCUCUCUGGGGACACAUCCGUGUCGGUGGCUUCUCGUUCUUCAUUGGCCUUCACAUGUACAGUGGGACGUUCAGGGAAAGGGGCACAGAAAGAUCGUGAUCCGAUUACCUUUAACACCCCUGUAAAAGCGGUUUACAUCUUUAAAUUAGUGGGUAUGUGUGGCUUUCUGUUUUCCUAACAUUCCCAGCAAAUCCUUGCUGCUAAAACUGUCACUGUUAAAGUGAAAAUUACAGGGAAAAACGUGAUGUGUAUAUACCAUAACUCAAAAUGUGAUUAUUUUCGUAAAAUCAUUCUUACCUUUAGGAACUUGUUGGUCUCCAAUUAUGUAUUAGUAUAAAAGAGCCUAAGUAUAUGUGGGUUUUACUGUAAACUCUCAAUCCUUGUAUGUUACUUGCGGGGGGGUGGGGGGGCCUUGGCCCCUGGAGGGCUUACCUUUUCUUCCCGUGUAUUAUUAAUAGCUAAACCCUUGCCCAUGGGUUUAUUUUUAACAAAUUAUUAGAAAUUAGGCUUUAAACUGUGUCAUGUGGACUGAACUUUUCAUUUUGGGUUUACAAAUCUCUAGUGUACCCUGUACACGCCUGUCAUGUAAGGUGUGUAUAGCUUCAUUCUGAAUCAGGCAGUGCUGCAUCUUGGCAAAUACUGAGCGUCCCAGCGGCCUGUUUUCAAACUGGCGGGUCAGCCCUUGCUUGUGAGCAUCCCCAGCAGGCAGACAACGACUGUUGCGCCGUCUUCGUUAUUAGAGUUACAGACUGGAAAUGUGUCGUUUUUAAAGUUUAGGUUGUGUUUCCCAUGGAAGGCCAAGGCUGACUGCUUAUGGACUGAUUUUCUUUAAAAGGAUGAUUGUUUGAGCAUUUCAAUUCUAACUCAUGUUUUUGAUAUGCCGCAUGCCAAAAAUACUUACCUAAUAUCAGAGCUCAGAAAAGCUUUCACUGAGAACACCGUUUUGGUUUAGUUUUCAAGGUAAAUGAGUUGUUUGUGAGCAUUUUUCAGUUGUUACAGCUCCAAACAGUCUCAUGUAAGUAAGCACAGUGCACUUGGAGGCCUUGGUAAUAAAUGGCUCGCUCCCACUCCCGAGUACCCAUCCUCGUUCUAGAAGUGAGGCUUCACGGGAACGGUGGCAGGUGACGGGAGCCCGUGAAACUGGUCUGCCCUGGUGUUCCCUGCUUGCGCUUGUGAACUUGGCCAGGUGCGCUCAUGAUAAGGACUGACGACCCCAUUGGAUGCAGCGGAGAUGUAAAACUUUUUAGCAAUCAAGUGGAUACAUUGUUUGCUUUCUAUUUUAAAUAGGAAAUUGUUUUUUAAAACUUAAAUACUUGAAUUGUCAGACAAUGUAAUCUCAGUUUGUAUUCGUUUUUGAAUGAUCCCAUUGAGGAAGUGUAACAAUCCAUAAAAUGUGAAUAAAUGGAAAGUAAACAAAA
Messenger RNA from Hipposideros armiger (great roundleaf bat), 4970 nucleotides. It is a transcript of the gene NUP50, whose product is annotated as nucleoporin 50. The record is from RefSeq and is a predicted model, not a curated record. Gene Ontology annotation, biological process: protein import into nucleus. Gene Ontology annotation, cellular component: nuclear pore. The transcript is spliced from 8 exons. Bases 352 to 1764 code for a protein of 470 amino acids. NCBI's taxonomy places the organism in Eukaryota, Metazoa, Chordata, Mammalia, Chiroptera, Hipposideridae.